AUCCAUUUCAAUUCCUUGCUAAGAGUGAACCUGCAAAGGAACAGACAGCUCAACCAGCUCUAGCCCGGAAACCCACUGUGAUCCGAAUCCCAGCUAAACCCGGGAAAACUUUAAAUGAAAUCCCACAUAGCCCUCCGCCGUUAAAAAAAAAAAAGCCUAUUGGGAACACCUCCGAUAUCACAGUGGGGAAACCCAACAGCGCUGACCCAGUAAAAAAAGUGGAGUUGGAUCAUUCAGAACAGGGUGGAGCGCCUCAGCAAGAACCUGUACUACCCCCAAGGCCUGUGGAUGGAAAAAUUAUACCUGCUCGACCUCCCCCACCUAAAGGUGUUCCUGGAAGGCCACCUCCACCAAAACUCUCUGCAGCCAAGACCUCCUCCCAGAAGGAUGCUCUGUCACGAUCUACUUCUGACAUCGCUCCUGAUAAAAAACCCAGCAAGUUCAGGUUGGGACCCAAGAGGGCAAAAAGUCAAGUCUUUAAAAAUCCAGAUCCAGCGUUACCUCCUAGACCUAAACCAGGUCAUCCUCUCUACAAUAAAUACAUGCUGCCUGUGCCUCAUGGAGCUGCCAAGGAAGAGUGUCCUCCCAGGAACAGCGGAGAACUGCCCUGUAAGGAUUCAAACCACCCUCCAAAAGUUUCUGACACAAGUGCACCUCAUGCUGUAGUCCUGCAUGAUUUUCCUGCAGAGCAUGCUGAUGACUUGGACCUUCAUUCUGGAGACACCGUUUAUCUUCUGGAGAAAAUCGAUACUGAGUGGUACAGAGGAAGAUGUGGGAAUCGCACAGGGAUAUUUCCUGCCAGCUUUGUUAAAGUAGUUACUGAUGUUCCAGAAGAGGGCAACAGGAAAAAAAUACCCUGUUCAUCACGAUGUGUGAAAGGCCCAAGAUGUGUAGCACGAUUUGAAUAUAUUGGAGAUCAGAGAGAUGAGCUCAGUUUUUCAGAAGGUGAAACUAUUAUCCUGAAAGAAUACGUAAACGAAGAGUGGGCCAAGGGAGAGCUCAGAGGCACAUCUGGAAUUUUCCCCUUGAACUUUGUGGAAGUAAUUGAAGAUCUGCCUGGAACAGGUGCAGGAGCAGCACUGAAGAACAAGGUGGAGGUUUCUUCUUCCCUUCCUCAGAACAACAGACGCUCAGUAGAGUGGUGUGAAGCGCUUCAUGAUUUUACAGCAGAAACCAAAGAUGAUUUAUCCUUUAAAAAGGGAGACUACAUCCAAAUACUGGAGCAAGUAGAUGCAGAGUGGUACAGAGGACGACUGAAUGAAAAGGAAGGGAUUUUCCCCGUGGUUUUUGUUCAGACCUGCACAGCCAGCGUAGACCUGUCACACUCUCUAGGAGGGAAGAAAGGAAAAGCCAAAGCUCUUUAUGAUUUUCAUGGAGAAAAUGAAGAUGAGCUUUCCUUCAAAGCUGGCGACACAAUAACAGAGCUGGAAUCUGUGGACAAGGACUGGAUGAGCGGAGAGAUGGAAGGAAAGUCUGGGAUAUUUCCCAGGAACUUUGUUCAGAUUUUAAAAACGCCAUGA
Messenger RNA from Mesitornis unicolor (brown roatelo), 1520 nucleotides. RefSeq names its product SH3 domain containing 19 (gene SH3D19). Gene Ontology annotation, molecular function: protein binding. Lineage: Eukaryota; Metazoa; Chordata; Aves; Mesitornithiformes; Mesitornithidae. The record is from RefSeq and is a predicted model, not a curated record.